AUGUUUUCCAUAAGCUCAACCUCAAGCUCAAAUUCUUCUGAUUCAGAUCAAUAUGCGGAAUUUGAUAAUCUAGUUGACGAAUUUCUCACAAAUCACUUACCUAACGUAAUGCUUCCUCAACCACCUCCAUCCGAGAUCAAAAUUGUAAAUGAAAAUGAUACAGUCCCGCAGCAUAGGGGAGAUAGAGAAAGGGAGAAAGGGCAUUUGCAAUUGUACAAUGAUUACUUCGCAAUAAAUCCUGUGUAUUCCGAAAAUCAGUUUCGUCGUCGAUUUCGAAUGCACAAACCUUUAUUCUGUCGGAUUAUGAAUAAAGUGGUUGAGGGUGAUCCGUUCUUCCAGCAGCGUAGGAAUGCAGCUGGUAGGCUUGGCUUAUCACCUCUGUAG
Molecule: messenger RNA, 384 nt
Organism: Chenopodium quinoa (quinoa)
Lineage: Eukaryota; Viridiplantae; Streptophyta; Magnoliopsida; Caryophyllales; Amaranthaceae
Exons: 1
Coding region: 1-384 (127 amino acids)
Source: RefSeq, a predicted model, not a curated record